CACGAAGCGUCCCAUGGAGGGCUGUCGCGUAUGGACGGGUGCCCAUAAACACCCCCCCGUCCCCGCGGGAAGGACGCUUGGGGUGCCCGAGGGGUUCCAUGGGGGUCCGGUCUCGGGGGACCCCUGAGGAGGGGCCCGGGGUGCUGGGGGCUCUCGUGGUUACGUGUGUGCGCCCCGCCCCGGGUGGGGAGAGCGCCUCGGCUCACCCCCUGCUCCCAGCGCAGGACGCGGCUGCCGGAACCGCGAGGGGACCCUCGGGAGCUGCCGGGGCUGAGGAAGAGCAGAGGGGACCCCCGGGACCACCCAGGACCGAACGGGAGCGAGGGGAGCCCCGGGACCGCCCAGGACCGAGCGGGAGUGAGGGGACCCCCGGAGCAGCCAGGACCGAGCAGGAGCAGAGGGACCCCCGGGAGAAGAGGGAGCUCAGGAACCACCCAGGAGCAGAGGGACCCCCCGGAGCAGCGGGACCCCCCCGGAGCAGAGGGACCCCGCGCCGCCCGCGCCGCCCGCGCCGCGCAGCAUGGCGCAGUGGCAGGAGGUGCAGAACUUGGCCAACACUCACCUGGAGCAGGUGCACCAGCUGUACGCGGGCUCGGCGCUGCCCAUGGCCGUGCGGCAGUGCUUGGCCGCCUGGAUCGAGAGCCAGAACUGGCGCCAGGCGGCGGAGCCGCUCUCCUCGCACGCCCCGAUGCUGUUCCACUCCUUACUGGUGUUACUGGGAGAGCGCCUGGGCAGCCUGGGCUCGGGCUACGAGGAUUUCAUGCUGAAGCACAACCUGCGCAAGGCUCACCGCGACCUCCAGGCCGAGUUCGGGAAGAAGCCGGAGCAAUUCGCCAACCUGGUGGCCAACCUGCUGCAGGAGGAGCGGCGCAUCCUGCGCCUGGGCCAGGCGGCGGGGCAGGCCGGUUCGGCCCCCGCUCCCAGCCCAGCCCCGGAGAGCGGCCGGGAGCAGCAGAUCCAGCGGCGUUUGGCCGAGUUCCAGACGGCCCUGCAGGAAGCCGACAGAGCCUUCAGGCACCUGGAGGAGUUGCAGGACGCCUUUGACUUCUGCUACAAGGUGCACUACCUGCCAGGUCAUGAGAGGAGCAGAGACCCCGAGUACAUCCAGGAGCUGCAAGCCCUCCAAGCCAAGCUGCAGAAGCUGGACCGGCGGCGGCGGGAGGUGCUGGCUCAGAUGCAGCAGCUCUUGGGGCGCAGCGAGACGCUGCAGGAGCUGCUGCAGCAGGAGCUGGGGGACUGGAGGGUGCGGCAGCAGCGCCUGUGCCUGGGGGGCCCCGGCGACGCCAACCUGCGCCCGCUGGAGACCUGGUUCACGGAGCUGGGGCAGGGGCUGUUCCAGCUGCGGCAGCUGCUGCGGGCGCUGGGCGACCUGCGCCAGAAGGUGACCUACGAGAGGGACCCGCUGGCGGCAGAGACACCGCUGCUGGAGCAGCGGCUGCAGGAGCAGCUCACGCACCUGCUGAGGAGCGCCUUCGUGGUGGAGCAGCAGCCCAGCACCCCCAACGCCCGGCAGCGCCCGCUCGUCCUCCGCACCGGCAGCAAGUUCUCGGCCCGCGCCCGCCUGCUGCUGCGGCUGCACGACCGCAACCACCGCAUGGAGGCCAAGAUCCACAUCGACAGGGACCCGCCCAACGUCAAAGGGUUCCGCAGGUUCAACAUCCUCACGUCGAGCAGCAAAACGCUCCUGGCCGGGGACAGUCCCCAGGAGGGGCUGAUCUGCGACUUCCAGUACCUCACGCUGAAGGAGCAGAAGGACAGCAGGGCUGGCAAGGGCAAAGGCGGCGGCGGCGAGGGUCCCUUGGUGGUGACAGAGGAGCUGCACCUCAUCACCUUCACGCUGGCCUACGCCUACUGCGGGCUGGAGCUGGAGCUGGAGACCACCACGCUGCCCUUUGUCAUCAUCUCCAACAACAACCAGCUCUCCAGCGCCUGGGCCUCCAUCCUCUGGUUCAACAUGCUCAGCUCUGACCCCAAGGCCCAGCAGUUCUUCUCGUCGCCUCCGCCGGCGCCGUGGCCCCGGCUGGCCGAGGUGCUGAGCUGGCAGUUCCAGAGCGUGGCCGAGCGGGGACUCAGCCGGGAAAACCUCCUCAUGCUGGCCAAGAAACUGCUGGGCUCGAAGCCGUCGCCGGACAGCACCGUGGCCUGGCCCAAGUUUUCAAAGGAUGGAGCUGCUGGCUUCUCCUUCUGGACCUGGCUGGACGCCAUCCUGGGGCUGCUCCAGGAGCACCUCAAGCAGCUCUGGAAGGACGGCCUCAUCCUGGGCUUCGUGAGCCGCAAGCAGGAGGAGAAACUGCUCAAGUCCAAGAGGACGGGGACGUUCCUGCUGCGCUUCAGCGAGAGCGUCCUCGGCGGGGUCACCUUCACCUGGGUGGAGCACCACGAGACAGGACCCCCCUCCUUCCGCGCCGUGGAGCCCUACAGAGCCUCGGAGCUGGUGUCGCUGGCGCUGCCCGACAUCAUCCGCAACUACCAGAUGAUGAUGGAGGAGAACCCUCCGGAGAACCCCCUCAAGUUCCUGUACCCCGGCACGGCCCGGGACGAGGCUUUCGGCCGUUAUUACAGCCAGAAGCAGGAGGAGAACCUGGGCGAGUCCAAGAAGUACCUGAACCGGCGCCUCAUCCGCGUGUCCUCCAGGCAGCCCGCGUGGAAGACGGAGGAGGAGCUGGUGUUUGCCACGGAGAACCUGGAGACGCUGCAGCUGCAGCCCGGAGGGCACGGGGCACAGCGGGCCGGGGGCCUGGCACUGCCCCAGGGCUUGGGGACACCGCAGGGCACCCCCGGGAACGUGGGGACACCGCAGGGCACCCCCGGGAACGUGGGGACACCGCAGGGGGUGGCCGUGAGCCCGGGGACACCUCAGGGCAUGGCCACGAGCCCGGGGACACUGCAGGUCACCCCUGGGAAUUUGGGGACACCACAGAUGAUGGCCACGAGCCCAGGGACACUGCAGGUCACCCCUGGGAAUUUGGGGACACCACAGAUGAUGGCCACGAGCCCGGGGACACCGCAGAUGGUGGCUGCAAGCACGGAGACACUGCAGGUCACCCCUGGGAACUUGGGGACAUCACAGGUGAUGGCCAUGACCCCGGGGACACUGCAGGUGGUGGCCACAAGCCCAGGGAUACCACAGGUCACCCCUGGGAAUUUGGGGACAUCACAGAUGAUGGUCACAAGCCCGGGGACACUGCAGGUCACCCCUGGGAAUUUGGGGACACCACAGAUGAUGGUCACAAGCCCGGGGACGCUGCAGGUCACCCCUGGGAACUUGGGGACAUCCCACGUGAUGGUCACAAGCCCGGGGACGCUGCAGGUCACCCCUGGGAAUUUAGGGACACCACAGAUGAUGGCCACGAGCCCGGGGACACCGCAGAUGGUGGCUGCAAGCACGGGGACACUGCAGGUCACCCCUGGGAAUUUGGGGACAUCACAGGUGAUGGCCAUGACCCCGGGGACACUGCAGGUCACCCCUGGGAAUUUGGGGACACCCCAGGUGAUGGCCACGACCCCGGGGACACCGCAGCCCAGGGGCUUGGGGACGCUGCAGGCACAGCCCCAAGGCCUGGAGCCACCACGGGUGGGCUCGGGGGUCCCCGACGUGCAGGGGACGCUGCAAGCGGCGCCGGGGGCUGUGGUGCCCGAGGAGGGGACGCUGCCGCCGGAGCUGAGGGACCUGGAGCUGCUGCCGGGGGGUCAGGACAUGCUGGAGCUGCUGCAGUCGCUGGAGGGGCUGGAGCCGGCCUCGGGGGGGCCUGGGGGCCCUGGAAGAGGCGGAGCUGGUGCCCAACGUGGGGGAAACGUCGGAGGAGAGAUUCCAGCUGAGCCCCGGCAGCGCCGCGCUCCUGGACCGCCACGACCCGUUCCUGCCGCAGCCCGAGGACUCGGCGCUGCCCUCCGCUCCCUCCCUCUUCUCCUCCGCCGACUUCCCCCCGCUCUGCCUCGACGCCAGCGACUUCCAGUGACCCCCUCCCCCUGUAAAUGGCCCCCCCCCGCUGCCCCCGGAGCCGCUGCCUCGUGUCCGCCGGACCUUUAUUGGCAACGUCAUAAAUACCCGAGAUAAAUAGUGGAAA
Molecule: messenger RNA, 4067 nt
Organism: Hirundo rustica (Barn swallow)
Lineage: Eukaryota; Metazoa; Chordata; Aves; Passeriformes; Hirundinidae
Gene: STAT2
Product: signal transducer and activator of transcription 2
Exons: 24
Coding region: 521-4057 (1178 amino acids)
Biological process (GO): cell surface receptor signaling pathway via JAK-STAT; type I interferon-mediated signaling pathway; regulation of cell population proliferation
Molecular function (GO): DNA-binding transcription factor activity, RNA polymerase II-specific; RNA polymerase II cis-regulatory region sequence-specific DNA binding
Source: RefSeq, a predicted model, not a curated record